Molecule: messenger RNA, 1332 nt
Organism: Bathycoccus prasinos
Lineage: Eukaryota; Viridiplantae; Chlorophyta; Mamiellophyceae; Mamiellales; Bathycoccaceae
Product: aminotransferase, class V
Exons: 1
Coding region: 1-1332 (443 amino acids)
Cellular component (GO): peroxisome
Molecular function (GO): L-serine:pyruvate transaminase activity; L-alanine:glyoxylate transaminase activity
Source: RefSeq, a predicted model, not a curated record
AUGUUUUUGGUUCCAAUAAUUCUUCUUCUUUUCCUAACGGUCUCGGGAACAUCGCCUCAAGCCGCCAGGGGAGAGGCGUGUCCGCACCAUCAAAACAAGAACGGAACGAACGAAAAAUACCACUCGCGCGCGUUAAACGCGGGCCAAAACUACCACGGGGAUACAACUUUACCAGAUGUAAUUUUGAACGAGUUUUCAGUCGUGUAUACCGACAGAGCGUUGAACUCCAUGUCCGAUACGUACGUACAGAUUCAUCGAGAGUUGAAACAGGUGUUAAAAGAGGCGUACAACGCGGACAACGCGGUGUGGUUACCCGGAAGCGGGACGUACGCGAUGGAGGCAGUAUUUCGACAGUUCGCGUCGGAUGGUGAUACGGUGUUGAUUUUACGCAACGGGUACUUUUCCUACAGGUGGACGGAUAUCAUCGAGCAAGUGACGAGAAGUCUCGGCGCGAAGGCGAUCGUCGCGCGAGCCGAGGUGAAGAAGCGAGACGGAGAUCGGUGGCCGAGAGUGCAACCGAUGGCAAUCGAGGAGGUGGAAAAGUUGAUCGAGAAACAUAAACCGCGAGUGGUGUUUGCGCCGCACGUGGAAACGAGCACUGGGGUGGAGUUACCCGCGGAGUACGUGAAAAGAAUCGGCGAGGCGACGAGAAAAUUUUCGGAUGGAAUUUUCGUGUUGGACGGCAUCGCCGCCGGCACGACGUGGAUCGAUACGAAAUCGAAUUUGGUGGACGCGUACAUCACGGCGCCACAGAAAGGAUGGAGCGCGCCCGCGUGCGUUGGAGUCGUCAUCUUAAACGAAAGAGGUGAAAAAGCAGCGAGAGGAACGGAUUCGGUCGGGAGCGCGUCGGAUUCGAUGGCGUUGAAUUUACGUAAAUGGUUGGAAGUUUCCGACGCGUACGAUAAAGGCGGGUUCGCGUAUUACACCACGUUACCGACGGAUUGCAUCGCGUUGUUUCGAAACGCCGCCUUGGAUUUGAAAAAAUAUAACUUAGGUCGCGCGAAGACGACGUUUAGUAAACUCGGCACGUCGGUCGUCGACAUGGUCGUCUCCAAAGGCUUCCAAACGGUCGCGCACCCAAAAUUCCAAGCCGCCGGCAUCGUCGUCAUCUACAUAAACAAAAACUCAAACGCCGGGAAGAGUUUCAAAUCUGUCGGCACGCAAGUCGCCGCUGGUGUCCCGUGGAUGUUGGGAAAUGCGCAACCGACCGACGUGACGACCGUUCGGUUCGGCUUGUUCGGGAACGACAAGCUGAAAAACAUCGACGAGACGACGAAGACGUUAGAAAACGCGUUGGACCAGAUUAAAGACGAGUUGUUGAUACCACCGUAA